Schistosoma curassoni is the source of this 2019-nucleotide messenger RNA. Lineage: Eukaryota; Metazoa; Platyhelminthes; Trematoda; Strigeidida; Schistosomatidae. The record is from the annotation of a GenBank genome assembly.
AUGGAUAAUGCAGAUGCUAAAGGAUCUCGACGUCUCAACCCUUUUAAUUGUAAUACAAACGAACAGCAGAGUCUCAUAUCUGCUCUAUAUGAUGCCCCAACCCUCACAAAUUUCAGAGUGAAAGGUUUUUUAGAAUAUCUAUCUAGCGAUUAUUUCAGCAUACCCUUCGCACGCAUCAACGAGAAUUCAUCAGUGGAGGAGUUGAAGGAUGCAAUUCUCAAAUGCAAACAUAUGUUCUUGGCUUUAUCUAACGAGUCGUCGGGAAGAAAAGAUCGCAUAUUAGAUCGGUUGAUUCAAUUAAGGAGGAUUUUACAGGAUGUUAAGGAGUUCUCAGGUGUGUCGACGAAACCAAGUUCCUGUUAUUUCGGAUCUUCACCUCGUUUUUCAGAGCUAUAUUUAUUAUCACGUAGCUUAUCUCAGGUGUCUCUGCCAUGUUUGCCUUACCGAAUUAUGGGUCCUGAGGGUUCACGUCCAUCUAUGCACCAUACUCCUUUCCCUGGUGGUCACGAUUUCCAAAGUGUUUCUGCGAUGCGUCAUCUGGGUGGAACGUGCGAAUAUUGUAGGCACUCAAUUCGUGGUCUGGUUGGCAAAAUAUUACGUUGUCAGGCAUGUGGUGUUAUGUGUCAUUUUGAUGGAUGUCUUAAUAGCCUAACACGUCGGUGUCCAGGUGCAUUACUUUUUCCUGGUACUAGUACUAAACACUAUAUGGGAUUUCGGCGUUUGCGAACGGAAAGUGAAAGCGGCACUCAUAAUAAUCCAAAGUUUCAUCUUACUGGAGUUCCUUUAUUUGAUACUAGACGUCGUAUUUCAUUUAAACAUUUGGAAGUUUCCAACUUAUCUUUUCUUUCGGCAGAUCUAACUUUACAAUCAUGGACUUGUGCAGAAUGUAUGAGAUCCAUUGAUUUUACACGAUCAUAUACAGUUUUAUCAGGACGUUUGAAUACACGUAAUCUGGGUAAAACGAUCAAUGAGGUCAUUGAAACGGGUAUUGGUGUACUUAUUGGAAAAGCUUUUCAAGAUAUAUUACCAAAACACAACUCUAUAGAUCACGUGACGUCUUACCUAAGUUCUCAACAGUUGUCUUUGCCUACCUAUUUAUUGAAACCUAUUUCUACAGGACCAUCUGUAGUAGGAUCCAAUCAAUCAACUGAUAACCUAAAAAAAUAUGCUGCUUUUGCUUCUCAUAGCGCUUCUGAACCAAUCCAAACAUGGUAUGACGCGUUUGUUAUGGAGGCAUUUGGAGAAGUCAGUCGUCGGAUUUCAUCAUCCUUAUUUAUCAAAACUCAAAACGGACGCUUAACGAUAGAUAAACAAGCAAGAUAUUUUUAUUGUUCUAGGUGUCAUUGGGGAGAUACUCACCAAAUUCCAGCUUGGAUGUUUGUUUUGGGUGAUUAUGAACCUAAACCGGUAUGUCGAACUGCGUAUUUGUGGCUAAAUUAUGCUUGGUCACGCCAUUUAUUCCGCGUUCCUGUAUCGUGGUAUUAUCAUGAACCGUUGGCCAGACAAGUAUGUUCUAUUCGUACUAGGAUUUUCAGACUACAACCAUACUUCAAUAUAUGUUCAGGUGCAAAACUCUGCAGUUUAGAUUUUGAAAAAUAUGGUCUUGAGUGGUUUCUUGAGCAACCGUAUACAUUCACCAUGGAUUUAAUAAGUCAAGUAUUGAAUGGGAAACUGAUUGUACAAUUGACAAAUUUCUUAUCUAAAGUAAACGAACACAUUGAGCAAUGUCAGGUAUGUGAAACUCACAUUCCGAGUUAUUGUGUAGUUUGCAAUGAGGGGCCUACACGCCCAUAUCAUAUGAAAAUGGCGUUUUGUAAUCGAUGUAAUAAAUCGUGUCAUCGAUCUUGUUUGUCCGUGCCAUUACCCAUUUGUCUGAAAGAUACCCCAUUCUAUGUGGAGAUCAUUAGAACGUACGGAUUAUCCGAAUUAGGUUUUGACUGGAAUGAAGCUGAGGAUGAGUGGAUUGAAGUACUUUAUCCUUCCUUAUGUGUGCUAUGCAAACAAUGUGGUUUGCACUGA